Molecule: messenger RNA, 1457 nt
Organism: Caretta caretta (loggerhead turtle)
Lineage: Eukaryota; Metazoa; Chordata; Testudines; Cheloniidae
Gene: ARPC2
Product: actin related protein 2/3 complex subunit 2
Biological process (GO): Arp2/3 complex-mediated actin nucleation; actin filament polymerization
Cellular component (GO): actin cytoskeleton; Arp2/3 protein complex
Molecular function (GO): actin filament binding; structural constituent of cytoskeleton
Source: RefSeq, a predicted model, not a curated record
GGCGGCGCAGGCUCGGGCGGGUCCCCGGUGCGCGCAGCGGGCUCGGCUCCCUCCCCGGCCUCGGUCCCUGAGACCCCCCGCCCGCCCCGCCCCGGCCCCCGGCGGCCCCGGCCCCCCGCGGCCCCGCCAUGAUCCUGCUCGAGGUCAACAACCGCAUCAUCGAGGAGACGCUGGCGCUCAAGUUCGAGGGCGCGGCCGCCGGGAACAAACCAGAGGCAGUAGAAGUAACAUUUGCAGAUUUCGAUGGAGUCCUUUAUCAUAUUUCCAACCCCAAUGGAGACAAGACAAAAGUGAUGAUCAGUAUUUCUCUGAAAUUCUACAAAGAGCUACAGGAGCAUGGUGCAGAUGAGUUAUUGAAGAGAGUGUAUGGAAACUUCUUGGUAAAUCCAGAAGCAGGUUACAAUGUCUCUUUGCUAUAUGACCUGGAGAACCUUCCUGCAGCCAAGGAUUCCAUUGUGCACCAAGCUGGCAUGCUGAAGCGGAAUUGCUUUGCCUCUGUCUUCGAGAAGUAUUUCAAAUGCCAGGAAGAGGGGAAGGAUGGGGAGAAGAGAGCUGUCAUCCAUUACAGGGACGAUGAGACGAUGUACGUUGAAUCAAAGAAGGACCGCGUUACGGUUGUGUUCAGCACAGUAUUUAAGGAUGACGAUGACGUGGUGAUUGGAAAGGUGUUCAUGCAGGAAUUUAAGGAAGGCCGCCGUGCCAGUCACACAGCUCCACAGGUGCUCUUCAGCCACAGGGAGCCCCCCCUUGAACUGAAAGACACGGACGCAGCAGUAGGUGACAACAUUGGCUACAUCACCUUUGUGCUGUUCCCCCGCCACACCAACCCCGCUGCCAGGGACAACACCAUCAACCUGAUCCACACGUUCCGGGACUACCUGCACUAUCAUAUCAAAUGCUCCAAGGCCUAUAUUCACACGCGUAUGAGGGCAAAAACGUCAGAUUUCCUCAAGGUGCUGAACCGUGCCCGUCCAGACGCGGAGAAGAAGGAAAUGAAAACAAUCACGGGGAAGACGUUCGCAUCCCGUUAACGCAUGGGGUGUGGCGGAGGCCGCCGCUGAAGUCAGAAGGCUGGAGCACUUGCUACUUGAUAAUCGUAGCUUUUAAUGUUGCACCUCUCUGGGCUCUUAAGGAAUACAACCAAUCGGGUUCUGUUUUGUACAAGUUUGGGAAGUAAUCUGCGGAAACGAGCUGUGCUUGCAAGGACUUACUAGUUCAAAAAAACAAACAAAAAAACAACCACCUUAAUUCCAUUUUGAUCAGUUUAAUUUCUUUUCUUUUUCUUUUUUUUUCCAAGCUGUUUUGCUUUGCAAUAUGUUUCUGGUAAUGAGUUGCAGUAUUUCUUAUGAGAAUAAUGCAAUAUUAACUUGUUUUCUUCUGAGUAUUUGAGUUCAAAACUCCUGUAUCUGAAGAAAUACUGUUGGGGUUCAUUAAUAAAGGAGAUCUUUCUAUCUUAA